This is a messenger RNA of Anguilla anguilla (European eel), 6723 nucleotides long. RefSeq names its product mucin-5AC-like. Gene Ontology annotation, molecular function: protein binding. The coding region runs from base 1 to 6528 and encodes 2175 amino acids. Lineage: Eukaryota; Metazoa; Chordata; Actinopteri; Anguilliformes; Anguillidae. Gene Ontology annotation, cellular component: extracellular matrix. The record is from RefSeq and is a predicted model, not a curated record. The transcript has 47 exons.
AUGUCAUCUGCCUUUUUAGGUCCAGGAACGAGCCCUGCCCAUAAUGGCCAGGUCUGCAGCACAUGGGGAAAUUUCCACUUCAAGACCUUUGAUGGGGAUUUUUUCCAGCUCCCCUCCUCCUGCAACUAUAUCUUUACGUCUCUAUGCAAGAGCAGCUUUGAGGAUUUCAACAUCCAGAUAAGGCGGCAGGUGGUGAACGGCCUACCUACCAUCACCAUGAUCACCAUGAAGCUGGACGGGAUUGUACUAGAGCUGUCCAAAGAUUCCCUUACUGUCAAUGGCGAGAUUAUAACCCUGCCAUACAGUCAGUCUGGAGUCCUCAUUGAGAAGACCCCCUCUUAUCUUAAGAUCACUGCCAAACUGGGACUUGUUGCCAUACUGGAUGAAAAUAAUUCAUUCAUGGUGGAGAUGGACAACAAAUACAAAAACCAGACCUGUGGGCUUUGUGGUGACUUUAAUGGUGUCCAGCUCCAUGGAGAGUUCUUUAAAAAUGAUGUGAAACUGACUUCUUUUGAAUAUGGAAACUUCUGGAAGAUGGAUGAUCCAACAGAACGCUGCAAUGAACAGAUAUUAAGCUAUGAUAAGAAAUGCUCAAAUCUGACAUUGGUGUGUGAGCAGCUGUUUUCCAGCCCAUUCUUCAGCAGCUGCAGGGACCUGGUGGAUGUAGAACCAUUUGUCAAGGCUUGUGUAACAGACAUGUGUCACUGCGAUAACAGUAGCAGUGCUUCCUGCUUGUGUGACACCAUUUCAGAAUAUUCCCAUCAGUGUGUGCAUGCUGGGGGAAAGCCACAACAAUGGAGAACUGUCCAGUUCUGCUCGAAGUCAUGCCCUUUCAACAUGGAAUACCAGGAGUGUGGAAUCCCCUGUGCAGACACCUGCUCUAACACAGAGAGAAGUUACCUGUGUGAAGACCAUUGCAGCAAUGGCUGCUUCUGCCCACCUGGUACUGUUCUUGAUGACAUCAAACAGAGCGGCUGCAUCCCAAUCCAUGAGUGCUCCUGCAUGCACAAUGAAAAGGCAUACGCAUCUGGAGAAUCUUACACAAGCAGCUGCAAAAUAUGUACUUGUUCUGAAGGCCAGUGGAGCUGCAAUGAUGAGGAGUGCCCAGCAACCUGUUCUAUUGAGGGAGGUUCACAUGUGACCACCUAUGACAGGAAAGCAUACACAUUCCAUGGUGACUGUACUUAUGUUCUUUCUAAGGAAUGCAAUGGAACUCUAUUCACAGUAUUGGGUGACAUUGUUAAGUGUGGACUGACAGACACUGAGACCUGUUUCAAGCAUGUCACCAUGGCUCUUUCUGAAGACUCCACUGUGAUUAACAUCCAGGCAAAUGGGAAUGUCUAUGUCAAUGGAAUCUAUUCUCAGCUGCCCACAUCUACUGGAGGGGCAAUGAUUUUCAAACCGUCAACUUUUUAUAUCAUUAUCAAGACAUCUUUUGGGCUUCAGUUGGAGGUCCAGCUCUCACCAAUCAUGCAGGUCUACAUCACUGCAAGCAUUUUAUUCCGGAAAAAAACAUGUGGCCUGUGUGGAAACUUUAAUAGCAUCCAAGCUGAUGACUUAAGAGCUAUCAGUGGGGUGGUGGAGGGAACAGCAGCAGCUUUUGCCAAUACAUGGAAAACAAGAGCCAGUUGUCCUGAUAUAAAGAGCAGUUAUGAAAACCCCUGCAGUCUGAGUGUCCGAAAUGAGAAAUAUGCCCAACACUGGUGCUCUGUGCUGUCAGAUCCACAAGGAGUUCUCUCCCCAUGCCAUGCUGAAAUAAGCCCAGACAUCUACAAAGCAAACUGCAUAUAUGACACCUGUAACUGCGAGAAGACUGAGGACUGCAUGUGUGCUGCCAUCUCCUCCUAUGUCCAUGCCUGUACAGCGAAGGGAGUUCAACUAAACGGCUGGAGAAACACAAUCUGCAGUAAAUACUCCACAAACUGUCCCAGCACAAUGGUGUACAGGUACAAUAUAAAAAACAACAAUGGCACCUGCCGUUGCUACAGUGAUCCAGACUCUAGUUGUUCAUCAACCUUUGACCCUGUUGAUGGCUGUUCCUGCGCUGAAGGAACAUUCUUGGAUGAAGACGGCAAAUGUGUUUUGCCAACAAACUGCUCCUGCUACUACAAGGGCUUGGUUGUUACCCCUGGAGAGGUUUUGACCAAAGAUGGAGCCAUGUGCACCUGCAAGCAAGGAAAACUGAGCUGCAUUGGACAUCCAUAUUAUCGUACAGACUGCAGUGCCCCAAUGGUCUUCUUUAAUUGCUCCAAUUCUGGGACUAGAGUGAAGGGGGCUGAGUGCCAGAAGAGCUGCCUGACAAUGGACAUGACUUGUAUCAGCACAGAGUGCCUUUCAGGCUGUGUUUGUCCACCUGGACUGGUAUCAGAUGGAAAAGGGGGUUGUGUCAAAGAAGAGCUUUGUCCUUGUGUCCACAAUGGAGCUUCAUACCAACCUGGAGACAGCAUAAAAGUUGACUGCAACACCUGCACUUGCAAGGAGAGAAAAUGGCAUUGUACAACACUUCAGUGCCAGGGUACUUGUGGGAUUUAUGGUGAUGGGCAUUACACCACUUUUGACGGGAAGAAGUUCACUUUUAGUGGAAGCUGUGAAUACACUCUCACUCAGGACUACUGCAGCAACAAUAUCACCAAUGGCACCUUCAGAGUCAUCACAGAGAAUGUUCCCUGUGGAACUACUGGCACCACUUGUUCCAAAGCCAUCAAACUCUACCUAGGGAAAAAUGAGCUCAUACUGACAGAAGGGAACUACCAAGUGAUCCAAAGAGGUGAAGGAGUGCAGGUGCCAUAUCACAUCCAUACCAAGGGGAUUUACCUGGUGAUUGAGGCCAAUAAUGGCUUGAUCCUAAUAUGGGACAAGAAGACCAGCAUAUUUAUCAAAUUAGGCCCUAAGUUCAAGGGGCAUGUCUGUGGUCUUUGUGGAAAUUAUGAUGGCAAUGAAAAUAAUGAUUUUACCACCAGAAGCAAAGGAGUAGUUGUUCAUGUUCUAGAAUUUGGAAACAGUUGGAAAGUCUCUCCAAGCUGCCCAAAUACUGGCAGUAAAAAGGAUCCCUGCACUUCCAAUCCGUAUAGACAGUCUUGGGCUCAAAAGCAGUGCAGUAUCAUCACCAGUAAGGUGUUCACAGCCUGCCACUCUCAGGUGGAUCCCACUCAAUACUAUGAUGCUUGUGUGAGUGACUCCUGCGCAUGUGACAGUGGGGGAGAUUGUGAGUGCUUCUGCACUGCAGUAGCAGCUUAUGCAGAGGCCUGCAAUGAAGCUGGAGCCUGUGUUGUCUGGAGAAGCCCACAAAUCUGCCCUCUGUUCUGUGAUUUCUAUAACCCUCCUGGCGAAUGUGAGUGGCAUUAUAAGCCCUGUGGAGCGCCGUGUAUGAAGACCUGCAGGAAUCCUUCAGGAACAUGCUCAAAUCUGAUCCCAGCACUUGAAGGUUGCUAUCCAAAUUGCCCUCCUGAGCAGCCUUACUUUGACGAGGAGACAAUGAAGUGUGUUGGGAGAGAACAGUGUGGUUGCUAUGAUGGAGAGGGAAAUCACUACAGCAAUGGAGAGAAAGUUGCUUCCACAGAGAAUUGCCAAACAUGUUUUUGUGAAUUAUUAGGGAUACACUGCAGCUAUGAUAUUCAAGCUUGUUUCUGCACAUUCCAAAAGAACACAUACCCUUAUGGCGCGACCAUAUACAACACGACUGAUGGCCUUGGAAGUUGUAUCAUUGCUGUUUGUGGGGAGAAUGGGAUCAUUAACAGGACAAUUGACCGCAAUUGUUCUUGUAGCACUACAACACUUCCACACAGUUCAACCAUCCCAGGUACAACUACUUCUACAACCAUAGAACUAUCCACUGCAACAUUCUCCACAACAACCCAGCCUCCCAGGACAACCACCCCUGGUCUCCAGAAACAGUGCUUUGAUUAUGAGAUAAAAGUCAAAUGCUGUCAGCCAUGCCCAUCUCCUGGAACAUCAACGAUAACCAGUUUAACAACAUCUGAUUAUAUUAUCAGGACAGGACCGACACCCACCACACCUGCCACUUCCCAUCUUGAAAAUAUGACUACUUCAUUUAGCUCUUCACUAAAUCCUUGUACGUGCCUUUACAAUGGGACAUUGUUUAUACCUGGCAAAAUUAUUUACAAUGUAACUGAUCAUGAUGGAUGGUGUUACAAGGCUUACUGCAAUGAUACUUGCAGUAUAGAAGUUGAAGGAAGCCUCUGUAUUACAACUCCAGCUACAAGUACUUUGACACCAACAACCACCCACCUACAUGGAAACUGUGACACAUUUCAUCCCCCAAAGAAGAAUGGUGAAUCUUGGCAUUAUGAUAACUGCACCAUAGCCACCUGCCACAGAGGGAUUGUAACUUCGAAGCCAGUGCAGUGUGACCCUGUGAAGUCAAUUGCAUGUGAAAAUGGCCUUCCUCCAAUUAAGGUCUACGAUGAGUCUGGAUGUUGCUUCCAAUAUGAGUGUCAAUGUGUUUGCUAUGGUUGGGGGGAUCCUCAUUAUGUAACAUUUGAUGGAAAUUACUAUGGCUUCCAAGGAAAUUGUUCUUAUGUCUUGGUCAAAGAGAUCCUGCCAAAAUAUAACUUCAGUGUUAUCAUUGACAACUACUACUGUCAUGCCCCCGAUGGUCUGUCCUGCCCCCAGUCUCUGACAGUGCAUUACGAAUCAUUCAUUAUUUUUAUCACCCAGGAGGACAUUCAUGGCGUCUUUACAAACCUGAUUUAUAUCAACCAGGAACAAAUAAUCCCACCCUUUGAAAACAAUGACUUCAGGAUCACAGACAAUGGAAUUGAGACACUACUAGUCAUUCCUGCUAUCGAUGCACGUGUGUCCUUCAGAGGCCUAAUGUUUAGUAUCUACCUGCCUUAUUCUCUGUUUCAUGGAAACACAGAGGGCCAAUGUGGAACCUGUAACAACACUCGCAAGGAUGAUUGUCGCUUGCCAAAUGGGACAAUCGAUUCCUCCUGUUCUGACAUGGCACACAAUUGGCAUGUUCCUGAAAAUAAUCAGAGUUACUGUCAGCCACCAGUACCACUGCCUCCAGCACCUGACUGUGAUCCACCUAUCUGUAAAAUCAUCACGAGCAAGGUAUUUGAAAAGUGCCACAAUGUGAUACCCUAUGAGGCAUUCAUUGAAGCUUGCAAAUUUGAUAGCUGUCACAUGCCUGACACCCAUAUUGGUUGCAAAAGUUUGCAAAUGUAUGCAGCUAUGUGUUUGAAUUCAGGAAUUUGUAUUGACUGGCGAAACUUCACAAAUGGAGAAUGCCCCUAUCAAUGUGAAGAACCUAAAGUUUAUCAGGCAUGUGGUUCGGAAGUAGAGCAUACCUGUGAUGCCAGGUGCAAUCCAAAAUUUAUGCAGCAGCAGAACAAAUUCAACCAAAUGGACAAUGUGUUUACUGAAGGAUGUUUCUGCCCCCCGGGAAUGACUCUUUUUAGUUCCCACUCAAACGUGUGUGUGCCCAGCUGUGAAAUUUGUGCAUUACCAAAUGGAAAGUGGAAAAAGGUUGGCGAGACCUGGGUGAAUGGCUGCCAGGAGUGUAUAUGUACCACCUCUCUGAAUGUCCAGUGCAAGCCAGUGGAGUGCCCAUCCCAGCUACCUGUUACCUGUGAUGAAGUAGGACAGGUAGAGGUCAAUGAAACAGAUGGCUGCUGCCAGAAGACCAGAUGCAUGUGUAAUGUUACCCUCUGUCCUGCAACUGAACACACUUGCAAGGUUGGAUAUGAGUUAAAGAUUAACAUGGGAGUGUGUUGUCCUACCUACAAGUGCCGAAGUAAGGAUGUCUGUGUCUUCAAUGACACAGAGUAUAAGCCACAGGACAGAGUCCCCAAAGACAAGUGUAAACAAUGCUACUGUAGCCCUGAUGUGGACUCAGAAACUCAUCUGCAUAUCAUUAAGUGUUCACCAACAGUCUGUGAAACUCACUGUCAGCUGGGCUUUCAGUACCAAACCAUGCCUGGGCAGUGUUGUGGAAAUUGUGUGCAAACCAGCUGCGUUAUUAUGCUGCCUGACAAAUCCACAUAUGCCAUAAAGCCCAAUGAAACCUUCAAUGAACCUCUUAAUAAGUGUGUUAAGUAUGCGUGUGUGAAGACUGGGGAUCUGUAUAUAACCACUGAGGCCAAGACCAUCUGCCCUGACUACCAUUCAGAGGACUGCAUUCCUGGAACUGAAGUUAUUGCUCCUGGUGGCUGCUGUCAUGUCUGUGUUCCAAAAUAUAAGCCAUGUACGGUGACAAAGACAUCUUCCUAUAUACAAAGUGAUGACUGCCAAUCCAUAAAGCCAGUAGAAAUGACAACCUGUGGGGGCUCCUGUGCAACCUACUCCAUGUACUCCAGCCAAGCAAAAGAUCUGCAGCGACAGUGUUCUUGCUGUCAGGAAACAGACACAAAUAUGAAGGAGGUUGAGAUGAUCUGCCCUAAUGGGACAUAUUUUAGACACUCCUAUAUUAAUAUUGAGAAAUGUGGCUGCCUCCAAACGGAGUGCACAAUCAAAGAAGCCAUCCCAGCUCCAGCAGUGGCAAAGUUACACCAAGGCCCACAGUGAGCAUGUGGUAGUCAUAUGACCUCAUCUCUGUUUAAGUCUUCUGCCUAUUUGUAGUUUUCAUUCACAAUCUGAUUAACCACAUUUACAGCAGCCCAUCUGCUAAGAUUUUAACCUGAAAUUAAAAUGAUCAUUCUUAUUACUUACACCUGCCAUUUUUCUCUACACACAAAAUGUCAAAUUAUUAAUAAAAGGUAG